Messenger RNA from Momordica charantia (bitter melon), 826 nucleotides. RefSeq names its product BET1P/SFT1P-like protein 14A (gene BS14A). Lineage: Eukaryota; Viridiplantae; Streptophyta; Magnoliopsida; Cucurbitales; Cucurbitaceae. The record is from RefSeq and is a predicted model, not a curated record.
UAAUUAAUUUCAGUAUAUAUCUCCUACUCCCCCGUCAAGAUUCGCCGAUCGUCUCCCUUUGUCACCGUUUCUUGUCCCGUCGCGCCCUCAAGUCUCGAACUUUCAGCUGCCCGAUAAUUGCAGGGAAGCGCGUAUAACAACAGAUCGAAAAGCUUUGAUUGCGAAUCCAAGAAAGUAGAGGGCUGGGCCUGGAUUCUGUUUCGUCCCUAGAGCCAUGAACGCGAGAAGGGAAAUGCGCAACAACAGGGUUGCUCUCUUCGAUGGCAUCGAGGAGGGUGGCGUUAGGGCUUCAUCUUCAUUCUCCUCCCAUGAAAUUGAGGAGCAUGAUAAUGAAGCAGCAUUGGAAGGUUUGCAAGACAGAGUCCUCCUAUUGAAAAGGUUGACAGGGGACAUAAAUGAGGAGGUGGAGAGUCAUAACCGGAUGCUGGAUAGGAUGGGUAAUGAUAUGGAUUCAUCAAGAGGAGUGUUGUCGGGCACUAUGGAUCGAUUCAAGACGGUAUUCGAUCCCAAGUCAAGCCCGAAGAUGUUCUCACUAGUCGCACUUUUCGUGGCAAUUUUCUUCAUCGUGUACUAUCUCACAAGAUAAUCAUCCCGUUUUGAUGACAAACUCAAGCUUCGCCUCAGAAUGGAAAGAUGAUGAUCUGGUCCCUGUGGGUGCUUAGUUGUUCUACCAGUAUUACAUGUAAUUUUGGCAUAGAUGUUCUGUUAAUGUGUGUGUGAAUAUAUGUUUCUUUGUACCAAAUUAAAGUUGACUGAGUUUCUCCAUUAAGCUGACAAGACAUUGAUGGAAUAUAAAUCAGCAAACCAGUUUGUUACUUUUGGGACU